AUGCGCCCUCAAGUAGUCCGAGCCACCCGACUUGUCGGCCGACGAUUCAACUCUUCAUCAUCUUCCUCCACCUCAUCCCCAUUGAACAACCCAAACGUUCAAAAAGCAGUAGAAGGUGCUCAAAAAGCUUAUACUCAAACAGCUGCCACCGUGAAGAAAGUCGCUGGUCCUCUGGGAGAUAGAGUCGGAUCUGCCCUUGGUGGAUACCGAGAACCGCUCGUAUACAACUCGAAAGUGGUAGCUUCAGUAGCGAAACAAGUAUGGCAAGCUGAGAAACUCGCACCUCCUCUUGACGCAGCUACUUGGGCAAGAGCUUACAGUCAAAUUUGGUCAAGAGCAACUAACGGUGGAUAUUGGAGAAAUCUGUUGAAAACCGGUGGAUGGGCUAGUUUAGGUGUUGCCGCCGUCGAGGCAUAUGGUAUCUUCUCUAUCGGAGAGAUCAUCGGUCGACGAAACCUCGUAGGUUACAACCUCAAGGCUUAG
Molecule: messenger RNA, 483 nt
Organism: Kwoniella shivajii
Lineage: Eukaryota; Fungi; Basidiomycota; Tremellomycetes; Tremellales; Cryptococcaceae
Exons: 3
Coding region: 1-483 (160 amino acids)
Biological process (GO): proton motive force-driven ATP synthesis
Molecular function (GO): proton transmembrane transporter activity
Source: RefSeq, a predicted model, not a curated record